This is a messenger RNA of Pogonomyrmex barbatus (red harvester ant), 1990 nucleotides long. RefSeq names its product N-acetylgalactosamine kinase (gene Galk). Gene Ontology annotation, biological process: galactose metabolic process; carbohydrate phosphorylation. Gene Ontology annotation, cellular component: cytoplasm; cytosol. Gene Ontology annotation, molecular function: ATP binding; galactokinase activity. Lineage: Eukaryota; Metazoa; Arthropoda; Insecta; Hymenoptera; Formicidae. The record is from RefSeq and is a predicted model, not a curated record.
AUAAAUGCAGAAGUUCCUCUAUCUAUCGCAAAACUCGAGCAAAUGAUCUCAUAGAUAAUCGCAAUAAUGUUGCCUAAGUUUUACGUAAUUUUUGAUGCCAGUAAUUAAACAUUAAAAAUAUCUAAUUAGUAGCUCUCAUAUUUUAUCAUGAAUAUAUUCGAAUACCCCGCCACACACAAUCGCAAGCAGUAUGGCGAAUCCAUACACCCGCAUACAGCGACCCAUCCGACGGCGUGCUGUACCUCGUGAAAUGACAGAUCGAUAAGUGGAUAUAGUUGGUGGUCCGCGCGGGUUGGGAUAUACUCCAGAAAAAAACGCAUCACGUGUUGAUAAGGUUAAUCAACAGCGAUAACGCGUUGCGUCAUUUAGCAGACCGUCGCGAGCUCUCGCAGAACAAGUACCUCAGGAGACGAGCAUGAGUAAAUACCGUCAACGUGCCAUAAGAAACUCGAAUGGUUCUUGAAGGUCGCUGUUAGAAAUGUCCCAUCAAGCUAACGGGGCCAGUACCGUCGAGACGGUAGAUAAUCUUGUUCCAAUCUUGACACCCACCGCCGAUAUUUCACCGCGAUUGAAGACCUUGGCCGAUCAUUUCAUCUCCAAAUACAAUGUACAGCCUUCCUUUUUCGCCCGUGUGCCAGGAAGGGUAAAUCUGAUAGGCGAACACAUCGAUUACUGCGGAUACUCCGUUUGUCCAAUGGCCAUUGAACAAGAUAUCCUCGUCGCAGUGACAUUAUCGAAAGAUAACGAGAUCCAUCUUACCAAUGUAGAUCCCAAAUAUAAAGACUUCCGAUGCAAUUUCGAGGAUACAGGAUCUUGUAUUAGCGAUAGCGCGAGCGGUCCGGCGUGGUACAAAUAUUUUCUGUGCGGUGUAAAAGGAGCGUUAGAGAUAAUCCCAGCAGAGUCUGUUCCAGCUGGAAUUCUGGUUGCGAUAUGGGGAAACAUUCCCCCUAAUUCUGGUCUCUCCAGCUCCAGCGCGUUGGUCUCCGCCGCGCUCCUUUCGAUCGUACACGCCAGUCAGUGUCAAUUGUCAAAGCAUGAAUUAGCGACUGUUAGUGCUCGAGCAGAAAGACAUAUUGGCACUCAAGGUGGUGGAAUGGACCAGGCCAUCGCUUUUCUUGGGAAAGCAGGUUCGGCUAAGUUAAUAGAGUUUAAUCCCUUGCGCGCAACUGAUGUAAUCUUGCCAGAAAAUGCAGUGUUUGUGAUAGCACACAGUCAAGCUUAUCACAACAAAGCCUCGACUGCCGACUACAAUCUCCGAGUUGCGGAAUGCCGAUUAGCCGCACAGAUAAUAGCCAAGAAACGAAAUAUAGAUUGGGAACGUAUUCAAAGAUUAAUCGAUAUUCAAGAGAGGCUCGCCUCUGAUUUGGACGAAAUGGUUACGAUAGUAAUGACAGACUUACACGAAGAACCAUAUACUCUUGAUAAGAUCUGUGAGAGCCUCGGUACGGAUUACGAACGAUUGAAAAAGACGUCUCUCGUCAGUUCCUUUAAUAUCUCACAAACAUUUAAACUGCAGCAGCGGGCUCUACACGUUUUUCAAGAGGCUAGCAGAGUGCUCACGUUCCGCCGUAUAAACGAGGAAGGCAGCAUAAUGGAACACGAGAAGCUUCAACAUCUAGGCAACCUGAUGUCGAAGAGCCACGCCAGUCUCCAUAAACUGUACGAGUGCAGCCAUCCUAGCGUGGAUGCGCUCGUCGAAAGGGCCGUGCUUUGCGGUGCAUUUGGCGCUAGACUCACAGGAGCUGGUUGGGGUGGUUGCAUCGUGGCUAUUAUUGAUAAAAAUGGCGUUCAACAAUUCGUGGAAGAUCUCCGAACAUAUCUUUGUCAAAAUAGCACAAAGAACCGAGCGGAGCUCGAAGAUAUGGUAUUCCCGACAUCACCAAACCAGGGUGCUGUUAUUUACACAGUGUCAACACCAUUCUGAAUCGAAAACCCGUGAUGUAAUAAAUAAACAUAAUGGCUUUCCUCGGUCCGCGUCAUGCCAUCCUUU